Coffea arabica (coffee) is the source of this 2028-nucleotide messenger RNA. Lineage: Eukaryota; Viridiplantae; Streptophyta; Magnoliopsida; Gentianales; Rubiaceae. The record is from RefSeq and is a predicted model, not a curated record.
AUGACCUGGGAGAUGCAGGGAAGAACUUUUAGCCAUAACAUGUUCGUCCUCAACCUGGAGCCUUAUGACAUGAUCGUGGGGGUGGACUGGAUGGCAGCGCAUAGCCCCAUAACUUUUGACUUCAAGAACCUGAUCAUGGUCUUCGAUCAGGAUGGAGAUCAGGUGCUAUUGCAAGGUGACACUAAUGAGACAACACUCAACUUGCCAGCAGAUCACAUUGAAGGGGAAGAAUGGAGUCCCAAGCUAUGGAAGAGAUCAUGUGGCAUUAGGCUGUCAGAAGCUCAGGAUAAGUUUCCAAUACCUAUCAUUGAUGACUUACUAGAUGAAUUAUUUGGUGCAAAGUUCUUUCCCAAAAUUGAUUUGAGGGCUGGUUACCAUCAAGUCUGGAUGCAUCCUGAUGAUGUGCACAAGACAGCUUUUAGAACACAUCUUGGACUUUAUGAGUUUACUGUUAUGCCUUUUGGUCUCACUAACGCCCCAGCCACUUUUCAAAGCCUCAUGAACUCAGUUUUUGAACCUUACCUGAGGCACUUUGUCCUUGUUUUCUUCGAUGACAUACUUGUCUAUAGCUCUGAUUUGGAUUCCUACCUUAAUCACCUUCAAAUAGUACUUGACACCCUCAGGAAACACUCCUUGUUUGCCAAGCUCUCCAAAUGCACUCUUGGACAGUCCCAGGUAGAGUAUCUCGGUCAUAUUAUAUGUGGUGAAGGAGUAAUGGCAGAUCCUGCAAAAAUUAAGUGCAUGGUGGAGUGGCCAGUUCCCAAAUCAGUAAAGUCAUUAAGAGGUUUCCUUGGACUCACUGGAUAUUACAGGUGUUUUGUGAAAGGGUAUGGACUGAUAACCAAGCCUCUAACAGAAUUACUCAGAAAGGAUGAAUUCACAUGGAACCAAGAGGCUGAGCUAGCUUUCCAGAAGCUUAAGCAGGUGAUGAGUAGCACCCCAGUCUUGGCAUUGCCAAAUUUCUCUGAGGACUUUGUUCUGGAAACCUAUACCAGUCACAACGCAUUAGGGGCAGUGCUCAUGCAAGGGGGACAACCAAUAGCGUUCAAAUGGCUCACCAGAUUGCUGGGGUUGGAUUAUGAUAUACAUUACAAAAAGGGGAAGGAGAACCUAGUUGCAGAUGCUUUAUCGAGGAGGGGGUAUGAGGAUGAUGAAGGUGACAUGGAGGGAGCUGUGAAUACAAUUUCUGUGGCUAAGCCAUCAUGGCUGAUGGAAGCCAUAGAUACGUAUAAGGGAGACGAAAAGGCUACAGAACUCUUGAGAGCACUGGCCAUGCAACCAGAUUCCUGUUCUGAUUACUCCUUAAAAGGAGGAAUAUUAAGGUACAAGGAAAGGAUCUACAUUGGAGCUAUAGGUAUGAAGAAGGAUAUUGAGGAAUGGGUGCAGAACUGUGAUUGUUGUAAGAGGAAUAAGCCGGAGAACUGCAAGUACCCCGGAUUGCUACAAUCUCUACCAGUUCCAAACCAGGCUUGGCAGAACAUUUCCAUGGAUUUUGUGGAGGGACUUCCUAAAUCUGCUGGAUAUGAUGGCAUGUUUGUAGUCAUUGACAGGUUUACUAAGUACGGGCACUUCAUGGCACUAACUCCAAAAUAUACAGCUUCUACUAUUGCCACCUUGUUCUUUGAAAAUGUGCACAAGUUACAUGGACUGCCACUCAGUAUUGUUUCAGAUAGGGAUAAAAUUUUUACAAGCACAUUCUGGCAGGAGUUGAUGGGCAAGCUAGGUGUUGAACUGCAGUUCUCUACUACUUACUAUCCACAGACAGAUGGCCAGACAGAAAGGUUGAACAGAUGCCUUGAGACGUACCUCAAGUGCUUGUGUUUUCAGCAGCCUCACAAGUGGAAACAAUGGUUGGCUGCAGUAGAGUGGUGGUAUAAUACCAACUAUCACACAGCACUACACAUGACUCCCUUCCAAGCAUUGUAUGGUUACCCUCCAUCACAACUAGGCCUAGAUGCUGUAAGGUCUCCGGUGGUAGCAACGGAUUUAUGGUUAGGAGAUAGAGUGAAGUGGAAUAAGAUGCUUUAG